CACAUUUAAUCAUUCUUCCGUUAACCUCCGUCCAAAUGUUUAGAGCGACAAUGGCCAGUUGGCCACACACCAACUGGAAGUCGCUCCCCAAGCUGGCGGGUCUCAACCGCCACGUCACCAACAAGGGCCACACACCAACUUGAAGUCGCUCCCCAAGCUGGCGGGUCUCAACCGCUGCGGCAAGCUAGUGAUUUAAGAAACCAAAAAUGGCAGCAAAAUUAAAGUGGGUUUACUUUUCCUUCGUCGAAACGAAAAAGCCCAUCGACCUCCGUCGGCCUGUUAGGCUUUACACGGCGGUCGGCCCAACGGAAAGUGUGCCCUUCCUUUUCCUGUGUGGAAUUGGGUUUCCUUACUGACUGUUUUUGCAUUCGGACUAUCUGUUUAAAGGGUCUUUCGGAUCGCUCUCCUCUCCUCAAUCAACUCCACAAACAAAGCUAAUCAGGUCGCAGAGAUUUUGCAGCCGGUGAUCCAGCACUAUGGCGAAAAAAAGCACUAGAGGAGAGCUACUUUUCAAGAGGAACUAUGAUCCGGACUAUGAUUCAGAUGAGGGAUUGCUCCAGUACAGCUACAGUUAUCGAGCGGCUGCAGCAAAGACGACUGGGGAUAGCGAUCUGUGUUUCAGGAAGCUGGCAAAGACGGACAUCUUAAUAUCCCCUGCCGAGGCGAAGAGGAAGUGUACGAAUGAUGACGAUCCGGGCUAUGAUUCAGAUGAGGAAUUACUCAAGUACACCUACCAUUAUCGAGCGGCUGCAGCAAAGACGACUGGGGAUGUCGAUCUGAGUUUUGGGCAGUCAAAGAUCCGCGCCGCCAUUAUAUGGUCGACGGAACGGAAGGCAAUUAAUGAGGAGAAGUAGUACCUGGAGUGAAGAUCUGCAGCAGAGAUCACGUGGAUUUCUCUAUAUGGGUUGGGGGCUUUGAUUUUUGGGGUUUAUAUAUGAGUUUUCGUACAAGCAUAAUGUUUGAAUGUUCGGUUUAGGUUUUCAUAUAUGUUUUGUUCUUCCUAUUAUUACUAGUUUUGUGCCCAUGUAUUGAUAUUUUUUUGUUGUUAUCUUGUAAUGGCGGCAGGCUGAUUUUGUAUAUAUUUAUUAGGGUUAAUAUAGUUGUAUGAUCAGAACUUUUCACAUAUUAAACAUCCUGAUAAAUCUUAUCGAUUUAA
Messenger RNA from Linum trigynum, 1156 nucleotides. NCBI's taxonomy places the organism in Eukaryota, Viridiplantae, Streptophyta, Magnoliopsida, Malpighiales, Linaceae. The record is from the annotation of a GenBank genome assembly.